Orbicella faveolata is the source of this 3413-nucleotide messenger RNA. RefSeq lists its product as uncharacterized. The record is from RefSeq and is a predicted model, not a curated record. NCBI's taxonomy places the organism in Eukaryota, Metazoa, Cnidaria, Anthozoa, Scleractinia, Merulinidae.
UGCCUAUGAAGUAAAAAAUAAUUUUGCCCUGUUUGGUUGUUUAUGUCUUGAUGAACACAGCUAAACGGUUUUAACCGAUCAAAGGCACUUUCUUGUCGUAUUUUUUGAACCUCAAAGUUUGGAUUUCGCAACCUGAAAUGGGUCUGUUUUGCGCGCGGUCAAAACGAUCAUCUUACACAGGAAGUGACGUAGUUGGUGGUUCUGAAGGCGAUAGUGUCAUGGUGGACAAGAGAGCAAAGAAGGGAGCAAAGAAUUAUUGCGCGGCCGGUGGCCCCAAUAAAGUCAAUUGUUCCAACAAAACCGGGACGCCUGGAAUUUCCAUGCAUUACUUUCCCAAGGAGGAAAGUUUGCGGCAGAAAUGGACGCGAUUUGUCCGGAUAAAUCGGGACGAUUUCGUGCCGAAGAAGUCGUCGUGCUUGUGUUCCGUUCACUUUGACGAUAGUUGUUUCGAACACAAGCCGGUGUCUUUAAUGGAUGCAACUGGAGAAGUUAUUACGUUAAAAAAACGGCUGAUAAAAGGUUCAGUACCAACAAGGACUGCUGUUGUGCCCUAUACGUCUCCUUUGACUGACCGAAAGCGGCGAAGAAUCUGCAGAGAGGUGAUGCAUGACCCUCCCGGCAAGAAACUAAAGCUCAGUGCCACAUCAACCUGUAGCACCACUGUAACAUCAACCUGUAGCACCACUGCCACAUCAACCUGUAGCACCACUGCCACAUCAACCUGUAGCACCACUGUAACAUCAACCUGUAGCGCCACUGCUACAUCAACCUGUAGCACCACUGCCACAUCAACCUGUAGCACCACUGACACCUUGACAGAAAGCACAUGUGAUACAAAUCUUGGCCCAAGCACAUCUUUGGAUAUGAUGUUAUCAGCAUCACCUUCCCCUGGUUCCAGUACAGCUACCUGUACCUCCGCUGCCACUUCUGUUCCUACAUCUCAAGUGAAUUAUGAGGCUACUCCUCACCUUACCCCCAGUUGUCCAAUCACUCAUACCCCACAGCAGCCUGGUAAAUGUAAACGCUGUGAGAAGUAUUCUAAGAAAACGCGGUCACUGUCAAAGAAGCAUAACCGGCUUAAAAAGAAGUAUGCAAAGCUAGAAAACAAGUUGAAGGAGUUGCAGAGUGUUCAGGAGACAGAGAAAGAGAUGGAGAAUGAGGAGUGUGCUGUUGAGAUGGAAGAGGAGCCCAAGGAGGAGCUCAAGGAGGAGCUCAAGGAGGAUGUAGAAGAUGAAGUGGAGGACACUGACUGGGGCCCACAUGAAGAUAGUGCACCAUCAACAGAAGAUUACUCUUCACAAAGUGAAGAAGAGCGUGAUGGUAUUGAUUCCAGCAACACAGUGAGGGUUGAACCAGGAACAUCUUGCUACAAGGAGCCCAAGUUCAUUGUUUUUUUUACCAAGCUCCUUUGCCUCUUCUCCCUGUUUUGUUUCAAGUGUAAGGGGGAGAAACCCAAGGUCACAAUGAAACAAAGAGGAACCAUGGUAAUUGUCAACCAACACUGCUUCACCUGUGGUGACAAUUCCUUUUCAUGGAAGUCACAGCCAAUGAUGUUUAAUGGGAGGUACCCCGCUGGAAAUGUGCUGCUAAGCUUCAGUAUCCUCAUGGCCGGAGCAUCUAUUAGCAAGAUUCUCUUGGUAUUCAAGCACAUGGGCCUGUCAGCAUACAAUGCAAGGACAUUCUUUUUCCACCAAAAGAAUUUUCUGUUCCCUGCUGUCCUUGGCUACUGGGAGCAUUGUCAAGCAGCCCUCAUUGAGAAAAUCAAGAACAUGAAGGAUGCUGUGUGGAGUGGGGAUGGGCGGUUCGAUUCCAUGGGGCACAGUGCCAAAUUUGGUGUUUACACCAUGUUCUGUAAUACCAUUCUAAAGGUGGCACAUUUUGAACUUCUUCAGGCAAAUGAGACUGGUGGCAGUUCACCAAUGGAGCUGGAGGGAGCUAAACGUGCAUUUUCAUAUCUCCAAUCAGUUGGCCUCAGAGUUGUAGUCUUUAUAUCUGAUCGCCACAGGGGCAUUGCCAAGUGGAUACGGGAAAGCCAGCCUGGUUGUGCCCAUUACUUUGACAUCUGGCACAUUGCUCGAUCCAUUGGAAAGAAGAUGCUGCAGCUGGGAAAAGAGAAGGGCUGUGAGAAGAUAGCUGACUGGGUAAAAGGAGUCCGUAACCAUCUCUACUGGUGUGCCACAUCCACCAAGGAGGGCUUUCAGGAGAUGAUCAUGGCCAAAUGGAAGUCUUUCAUGGAGCAUGUUGCCAACAAGCAUGAAAAUCAUCCCUCUCCACUUUUCAAAAAGUGUGCGCAUGAUGAGAUUGAUAACAGACGGUGGAUCAGGAUAGGAACUACUGCAUACAAUAAACUGCACAAGCUACUGACAAGUACAAGACUUGUAAAUGACAUCAAGCAGCUGUCUCCAGACGCUCAGACUAGCUGUCUGGAAGGGUUCCAUUCAACCCUUAACCACUUCCACCCAAAGAUGGUCUGCUUCUCUUGGUUAGGGACAUUUUGCAGACAUAUUCUUGCCUCCCUUCAUUUCAAUGAAAAUCUGCUCAGGGAAACCAAAAAAACAGAGGAUGGAAAGGACUACUAUAAAGUGACAUACCCAAAAUUUAAACUUGGUGAGGAAGUUGUCAGGGAGAUUGCUGUUCCACCAACGUAUGAUUAUGUUGCCAAAAUAUGGGAAGAUCUCCUUGGCAUGAGUGAAGAAAAACGGAAGAGUGUGGCUGAAAAGUACAGUGCCAAAGUUCCUCAGCCACUCAACUCACAAUUUCCUGACCGUGCGAAAAAAUCUGAGGCAGUAGGUCGUUACGAAGAGAGAAAGGAAAAGGAGGUGACCAAACUCUACCCUCCAGCUGAAGAGCAAGAUGCCCUGCAAGCAAGCUCAAACACAGCUCAGCCCACAAGUAAAAGAAAAAGACAGCCGCACAAAUGUCGUAAAUGUGGGCAGCCAGUGAAGGACCAUGAUGACCAAGCCUGUAAAUCAAACCAACAGUAAUUAGACAAUGAAGUGAUUUUACAAUGGUCAUGAUACAAUUCAAUAAUGAAUUAAGUUUUCAAUCUUUCCCUGCAUUUUACACAUCUUUUUGCAUUUCUCAUUUGUCUACAAUAAUUAUUUAUUACUUGUUGCAGUAAAUAAUUCAAUACACUGAUCAUUGAAUACAAAAAUGUAUUUUUAAAAUUCACAACACCUCUUAGUAGUAUAACAAACCGCAGAUAGAUAAGUUCUUGUUUGAAAUCCUACACUGAAUUGUUCAUAUGUAAGUUACAAAUACUUUCAUAAAAUCACAAUGUUAAAAACUCAUGAGUUCCAGCUUGUAAUAUCAAUAAAUUAAACAACAAUAACCGACCUGUCAAAUAUAAAAUUACAGAAGGAAAACUGACAAUAAAAAUUACAAAAUUCCCAAUAAAUCUAUUUUACAUAUUG